UCUCUCUCUCUCUCUCUCUCAUAUAUACUGUAUUCGACACGCUCUCAGUUCAAGACCUUUUUGGACGAACUCUGAGACAAAGUUGACUUUUUGAAUCUUCGAGUGGGUAAACGGCAAAUGUGCCCUGUCAAAGACAAAAAUAACAGCAACACACAGUGGCACGCCUCGUCACUUUGAAUUUCACCAGACUGUGCUGCCUGCUUAUCGUCCACAUCUCAGGGCGCAUGAGAUGGAAAUCGGUACACCGGGGAUACUUGACGAUGUCGAGUUACGGUGGGAGAACGUGGAGUGCAGACGCUAUGAAAUUUGUCGCAUCAUCUCUCCGGCCAAGCUCACGCCUUACCUUCGCCAGUGCAAAGUGCUGGACGAGCAAGAUGAAGAUGAGAUCCUCAACUCUUUACUGCUGGUCUCCAAAGCAAACCGCACAAGUCGCCUUCUUGACAUCCUGCGCUCCAGGGGAGAGCGGGGAUAUGUGGUGUUUCUGGAGAGCCUGGAAUUUUACUACCCAGAACUUUACAAACAGGUCACAGGGAAGAACCCCACACGUCGCUUCUCCACCAUCGUCGUCGAGGAGGGUCAUGAAGGUCUGACGCAGUUCUUGAUGAAUGAGGUGAUGAAGCUGCAGGAGCAGUCUAAAGUGAAGACUCUGCAGCAUGCUGAGCUCAGCAGGAAGAACUGCACCCUGGAGGAUGAGCAGAAGAAACUACGCCUCGUAAAUCAGGAACUUCAGACCUCGCAACAGAGGUUCAACAAAAUGAAAGAAGAACGCAACUCCUACAGCGAUGAACUGCUGAGAGUCAAGGAUGAGAACUACAAACUGGCCAUGAGAUAUGCCGCUCUGAGUGAGGAGAAGAACUUAGCGGUGAUGAGGAGCAGGGACCUGCAGCUGGAGAUUGAUCAGUUUAAGCACAGGCUAAACAAGAUGGAGGAAGAGUGUAAGAUGGAGAGGAAGCAAAGUCUCAAACUGAAGAACGACAUUGAGAAUCGCCCCAAGAAGGAGCAGAUCUUUGAGCUCAAGAGGGAGAAUGAAACACUCAAAAUCAAACUACAGGAGCUACAGUCCAUCAUCCAGAACGCCCAGCCUGGUCCUCUGUCUACAUCGGACAAAGACAUUCUUGACAUUUUGGAGCAUGACAGGCAGGAAGCGCUUGAAGAUAGACAGGACCUGGUCAACCGCCUCUACAACCUUCAUGAGGAAGUCAGACAGGCAGAGGAACUGCGAGACAAGUACCUAGAGGAGAAGGAGGACCUGGAGCUAAAGUGCUCCACGUUGCAGAAAGACUGUCAGAUGUACCGCAACCGAAUGGACACCAUCACCAUGCAGCUCAAGGAAGUAGAAAAAGAGAGGGACCAGGCAUUCCGGGCAAGAGACGAUGCCCAGCACCAGUUCUCACAGAGUCUGAUCGACAAAGACAAGUAUCGCAAGCAGAUAAGAGAGUUGGAGGAGAAGAGCGAUGAGCUCCAGAUCGAGAUGGUGCGGAAAGAAGCCCAGCUGGUCACUCUGGAGUCUCGCAUGCGAAGGAUCUCCAAGGACAUUGCCUUGGAUCAGAGCUUACCAAAAGACAUUCACACAACCAUCCUCUUUCAGCGGGAGCUUAAAUCCUGCCAGGGUCAGUCAGAAUGGUCUAGUGAUGAGUCGCCAGAGGAAAGGAUUUUACCCGAGGAAUCCCGGCUCAGACGCAGACCCAAUCUGAAAGCAGCGAACAGAGCCAAGUCUCCCAGCUGGCAACCCAAAGACCUUCCAAUUUCCGUAGAACCUUCUCAUCCUGGCGCCAACGGAGGCGAUCAUCUUGAAAAUCUGAUUCCAAGCAUCCAAGCCAACAGCAACUCCCUCCCACCUUCACCCAGUGUGGCCCCCGCAUCCCUCGCGUAUGCUCACAGCUUGACCCCCGCCCUCACUUUGUCCUCCCCGUCCACUCCGCGCUGUCACUCCAUGAUGGAACAGCCCAACAGGCUAAAUAUGAUGCGUAACCGUACCGACAGCAUCCAAUCCACGCAGCCUGAGCCCCCGGAGAAAGCAUCUCUUUACCGCCGAGAAAGGGAGAACGAAAACGACUUCCAGCCCCGCAGCCUUUCGGACUUUGACAGUGACACUAUGGAAUGUGAGGAGGGAAUGAAGCGCGGCCCAUCUUCUGUCCACUCGUCUUCCUCGUCCCAUCAAUCAGAAGUUAUGGACACUUACGACAUGGAGCAAGUCAACAAUAUCUUCAGGAAAUUUUCUCUGGAAAAGCCGUUUCGUCCGUCCCUGUCCUCCUUGCCGAGUAUCAGCUCGGUCUUGAAGCCUGUGCAGGAGUUUACAUUAUUAGGCGAAAACCUGCUGAAAGACAUCGCUCUUGUUGGCGGCAACGACAGCGGGAUUUUCAUCUCGUCCGUCCAGCCGGGCUCUGUUGCAGAGAAGACUGGUUUGCGAGAGGGUCACCGCCUCUUGUUGCUUGAGGGGCGCAUACGAGGCGAGAACCCAAGGAUGCCGUUGGAAACCAGCACCCAGGAGGAAGCCUUCUGGGUGCUGAAGCACUGCUCUGGACUGAUCAGGCUGCACUGCCGAGCCAACUUUGACUCUUACCGACGUUUUCAGAGGGACGUCGAAGAAGGCACGCGGGUUUCCGGAGACUCCUUCUACAUCCGGGUGAACCUCAACAUCUCCAGCCAGUUAGACUUCUGCUCGCUGAGCGUGCAAUGUGAUGAGGUGGUCCACGUUUUGGACACCAAGCACCAAGGCCAAUGUGAGUGGCUGUGUGCCCGCGUUGACCCCUACAGUGGCUGUGACCUGCUGGAACGUGGGACUCUGCCAAGCAACUCGCGGGCUCAGCAGCUCCUCCUCGUAAAGAUACAGAAGUUGAUGUGUCGAGGGAGCAAAGAAGAAAAUGAAAUGCAGCGCAACAUGAGGAACAAUUUGCAGCCAGAGGAAGGCAGCCCCUGUUCUGACCCCAAAACAAGUCCACGCAUGUCGAGAGCCAGCAUCUUCCUCACACAGAUUCUGCAGCUCGUCGGCAGGGCGGAUACCAAAUACAAGCGACUGAACAGCCACGAGCGUGUGAGGAUCAUCACCACGGGUAGCACAACACUCCCCGGGCAAGGCUUUGACACGCUCAGAGUAGAAGACGCCGCUGAUCCUGAACGGGAGAUAAGCAAGAGUUUGAACCUGACCCCAUACAGCCAUGUCACUCCUCAAAGGACCGAGAGGAGAAGACCGGUCCUCAUCGCGCCGGCUGCUUUAGCCAAAGCACUUUCACAGAAAUUAGUUAACAUGGUGGGUGCCAUGGACUUCAGUGUGUGCAAACCAGACAUUUUAUCCAAAGAGGAGUCAAAUCAGAAACUGGGUGCAGAGUCCUUUGUUUACUGCAAAGAAAAAGGUGCUUCUUUUGAAUUCAUCACCAAAGAGAGCAUCGAGGCCGUCGCUGCCAAGGGCAAACAUUGCCUACUGCAAGCUGACCUGAGCUGCGUCAAAAACCUCUUGAGGGUGAAAAUUUACCCAAUCAUCAUAGUUGUCAAGAUCUGUGAAAAAAAUGUCAAGAAGCUGAGAAAGUUACCGCUGCGCCUGGAGUCGGAGGAGGAGUUUCUGAGGUCAAGCAGGGCGAAAGAGAAGGAGCUGGAGGGUAUUCCUUGCCUCUACACCAGCCUGGAGCCAGAGGCAUGGCUGGGGACGGAUGACCUCAUCAGGGUGGUCAAAGAGCGAAUAUUUGAGGAGCAGAAGAAGACUGUGUGGGUGGAGCGGGAUCUCCUGUAGACACCGUGGGCUGUACAUGAAAAGACACAUAUUGUAGAACCACAAUACAAAAACAGCGUUAAAAUUAUACAUUUAUAUGCUCUGUAUUUAAUACGAAAACAAUAUACUUUAUCUUUUGUAAA
Messenger RNA from Hippocampus zosterae (dwarf seahorse), 3849 nucleotides. RefSeq names its product caspase recruitment domain family, member 11 (gene card11). NCBI's taxonomy places the organism in Eukaryota, Metazoa, Chordata, Actinopteri, Syngnathiformes, Syngnathidae. The transcript is spliced from 25 exons. Gene Ontology annotation, biological process: regulation of apoptotic process. The record is from RefSeq and is a predicted model, not a curated record. The coding region runs from base 230 to 3727 and encodes 1165 amino acids. Gene Ontology annotation, molecular function: protein binding.